AUCGAUUCCACAUGUGUUUGUAGUACUUGUUUGUGAAAUGAACUAGUGUUUUAUAAAUUUAAUUAGAAUGUAAACGCGAGUUCAAGAUUUGCUAAAGAUUAUUUAUUACACAUUGAAUCGUUAUACAAUUCACCAAAAAAAGUUGUAUUAAAAUUCUAAGGUUUAGGUUAAUAAAGAUCACAAUCAUAGAAAGUGAUUUCCUUUCAAGCAUUAAGUAACUCUAAAUAAAUCAAAUUUGUAAGGCAUGGACUUUGCAAGAAAGCAGUUGGAAAAGUACGGUUGGAGUGCAGGCAAAGGGCUUGGUAAGCAUGAAAAUGGAAUUUCUGAAGCACUCAAACCAAAGCUAAAGAGGAGUGUAGCAGGAGUUGGACAUGAUCCGGCAGCUGACUUCACAGAGCAUUGGUGGAAUGAUUUAUACAACAAGGCUGCAAAGAACUUGGAGGUUGAGAAUAAAAAUGGGAAAACCAGAAGAAUAAAACGUAAGAAUUCAUCAGACUUUGAAAUAACAAAUAAUACUUGGCAGAUCAAAAAAAAUAAGAAAGGUGAAAAAUCUGAUCAAGGGUAUACUGACUUCUUUGUAAAAACAGCUAUUUUGAAUAAUGGAGAAUCGAAAGUUGAAAAUGUUAAAGAAUGUGAUUCAGAAAAUGAAAAAACUGUAAGAGAUGUUUUCAAAAUGACAGAUGAAGAGUUAUUUGCAGCUUGCGAAGGUAGAACAGCACAUAAAGGUGCACGUCAUGGACUUAAAGCUCUGGGUAAAUUAGCAAGAAUAGAGCAACAGGAGCAACUUCUUUUAAAUCAAGAUAAAUAUAAAGGUUAUUCCCACACAAAGAAAGAUAAAAGUAUAGACCAAGAGGUAAAGAUCAAUGAUCAAAUUGAGGAAACUAAUAGUUUGGAUACUGACAGUAUGCCCGUAAAAAAGAAAAAGAAAAAACGGAACAAAGACAUAGAAGAAAAAGAAUCCCAAACAAAUAGUAAUGAAAUUCAUGCUAAAGAUGAUGAUCAAUUAGAAACAUUUAAAGGUAAUGAAAAAGAAAUGGAAGCAUCCUACCAGCCAGCUGAUGAUGACAAUGUAGAUGUUAAGAAAAAGAAAAAAAGAAAAAAUUAUGAAGUACAGAAAGUGGUGCAAUCAAAAAAAGAGAAAGACGAUGAUGAUGAUGAUGAUGCUAGUGAUGUGAGGGUCGUACCCGGGCGUGCAAAGCGGGCACUGUACGUAGGUGGCAAAUUGAGCGUUAUUAAAGAUAAUCAAGUAAUUCUCAUAAUGUACGUGUAUGAAAAUAAGUAA
This is a messenger RNA of Papilio machaon (common yellow swallowtail), 1282 nucleotides long. RefSeq names its product G patch domain-containing protein 4. The record is from RefSeq and is a predicted model, not a curated record. Gene Ontology annotation, cellular component: nucleolus. The coding region runs from base 245 to 1282 and encodes 345 amino acids. Gene Ontology annotation, molecular function: nucleic acid binding. Gene Ontology annotation, biological process: regulation of ribosome biogenesis. NCBI's taxonomy places the organism in Eukaryota, Metazoa, Arthropoda, Insecta, Lepidoptera, Papilionidae. The transcript is spliced from 5 exons.